GCGCUAGGUCAUAAUUUUAAAAAUACAACAAAUUUUCUUAAUACUAUAUACCUUUUAAAACAAGGUGGUGGGUAAUAAGUGGGGAAGAAGAAUGUUUCUGUCUCUUCCUACAUUGACUGUUCUUAUUCCACUAGUCUCUUUAGCAGGACUGUUCUACUCAGCCUCUGUGGAAGAAAACUUCCCACAGGGCUGCACUAGCACAACCAGCCUUUGCUUUUACAGUCUCCUCUUGCCGAUUACCAUACCAGUGUAUGUGUUCUUCCAUCUUUGGACUUGGAUGGGUAUUAAACUCUUUAGACAUAAUUAAUGCAACCAGAGUCAAGAGCAUAUGUGUAUUAGUGAUAUGUCUUGGGCACCGAUCUCUGAAAGCUCGACUAGAGGGAAAUACUGGAGACCCAUUUAGUUUGCAGGAAAGAUGCUUUGCCUUCCUUAUGUCAGGCUUAGGACUAUGGGAAGCUUAAGCUGCAGAAGCUUCUUUUAUUGUACUCUUGUUCUGCCCUUGUUUUUUGAAGGUUCUGAUUUAUAACUGCUGUAUCAGAAGAAACGUUUUGGUGAAGUUCUUUGGAGAUUAACACCCCAAAUCAUCAUCUUAUGACUAUUAUCCCAUUCAUCUAAAAGUCAAACGUUAGGGAUGACUGAAAUAAUUCCAAAGGAGCUAUGUUGGAAUAGUUGUAGAGAAAUGAGUUUGAACUAGUGUGAUAUAAAACCAUAUAAUAAAAUGGAAAUUUCAUGUACUUACAAAAAUGCUGAGCUUGUAAAAUUACCUUUCAUUUUCUUUGGCAUCAAAUGCUUACAUUAAUAAUAAAAUAAGAUGUUGACACUUUCCCAUUAAAAGUAA
This is a messenger RNA of Galeopterus variegatus (Sunda flying lemur), 838 nucleotides long. RefSeq names its product phosphatidylinositol glycan anchor biosynthesis, class Y (gene PIGY). The transcript has a single exon. Lineage: Eukaryota; Metazoa; Chordata; Mammalia; Dermoptera; Cynocephalidae. Bases 92 to 307 code for a protein of 71 amino acids. The record is from RefSeq and is a predicted model, not a curated record.